GUGCAGGGUCAGCUGCUGGGGGUGGGGGGAAAAGGGCUGCGCUCCUGAACCAGGGACAGCAGCACAAGGGAGAGGACCAGAACCCUCCUGGCCCCCCAAGGCAGGGGGCGCUGGCCGCAACCAGGCCCUGACCCCAGCUGACCCUGAUGGCCCAAAUGGGGCAGGGGUUCUAAUUUUAGCUCCAGUCUCAGGGCCCACACUCCGGGAGUGCCCACACAAGAGCACAGGGGCGGCCAGGGCGGCUCAGGCAAGGGAGGACUGGGGCCACCAGCCCUGCACCCUGGCCAGGCCAUCCCCUGUAGCUGCCCUGACAGGUCCCUCAUGGCCUGGCAGGCAGCCCUCAUCUCUGGCAAGGGCAAGGUCAGGGGGUGCAGCCAAGAGGGCAGAAGGGCACCGGCUUGCAGUCUGGACAGGGGUUACCUCAGCCCGGGGCAAGGGGCCCUGCGGAGAGGGCAGAGGCUGGCUUGGUCGUCCAGAGAGCAAGGAAGCAAAGUCCUGACCACAGAAGGUGAGGCCAGAAAUCUGGGGACGACUUGGCCUCCUCGUGCCUGGCCGGUGACUCACUGUUUGAUCUUAGGCAGAUAGCCUGCUCUGGAGGGGCCUCAGUCUUCUCAUCUGUACAAUGAGGCCACGGGACUAGAAGACUGACCAGCAGCUCCAGCCACCCACCCUCAGGCCCCCGCUCCUCCUGCUGACCGGCGGAGACCUUCUAGCUUCCCCUGGCCCCAGCUCUGGGUGGCCACAUGCAGUCGUGGAGAAGAAAGUCUCUCUGGCUGGCACUGUCAGUCUCCUGGCUCCUCCUCAUCCUCCUGGGGGCACCCCCACUUCUCCGCCUGGCAGAGCCCCCCAGACUUCGGACAGGGGCCCCCCACAGCUGGCCUCGCUGGCUGGAUGCAGAUCUCCUGCAGAGUUUCUCCCAGCCUGGGGAGCUCCUGGAAGAUGCCCCUCGACCUCCUCCAGCCCCGCUUGGCAGCAGCUGCAGCUGGGGAACCUGCUUUGACACCUCUCGGUGCAAGGGUGCUGGGCUCAAGGUUUUCAUGUCCCCGGCAGCCGGACCUAUCUCUGAGACUCAUCGACGGAUCCUGGCUUCCAUUGAGGGCUCCCGCUACCACGCAGCCAGCCCCAGCGAAGCCUGCCUCCUCCUCCUCCUCAGCCUGGAUGCCCCAGCUGGAGAGCCCAGCCCAGUGCCGCCGCACUGGAAUGGGGGCAGGAACCAUCUGGUCCUCAGUCUCCACCCAGCCCCCCACCCCCAGACCUUCCACCUGGGACAGGCCAUGGUGGCUGAGGCCAGCCCCACUGUGGACACCUUCCGGCCCGGCUUCGACGUGGCCCUCCCGCUUCUCCCCGAUGCCCACCCGUUGCAAGGUGGAGCUCCCGGCCAGAUGCAGCAGCACAGCCCCCACCCCGGGGUGGCCCUGCUAGCCCUGGCAGAGGAGAGGGGCAGGUGGCGCACAGCAGGCACUGACGCCUCUGCCUGUUCCUGGAGUGGACACUGUGAGCAGGACCCUGGACCCGAGCAGACCCACCCCGGGGCAACGCUGCCCAACGCCACCUUCUGCCUCAUCUCUGGCCGCCGCCCUGAUGCCCUGCUCUUCCUCCAAGCCCUGCAGGCUGGCUGCAUCCCCGUGCUUCUCAGUCCCCGCUGGGAGCUGCCCUUCUCUGAGGUUAUCGACUGGACCAAGGCAGCCAUUGUAGCUGAUGAGAGGCUCUCGCUUCAGGUCCUGGCUGCCCUCCGGGAGCUGCCCCCUGCGCGGGUCCUCGCCCUGCGUCAGCAGACCCAGUUUCUGUGGGAUGCCUAUUUCUCCUCGGUGGAGAAGGUCGUCCACACCACUCUGGAGAUUAUUCAGGACCGGAUCUCUGGAGCCUCUGCUCACCCCUCACUGCUGUGGAACAGCCCCCCGGGGGCACUCCUGGCCCUGCCUACUUUUUCCACGAGUCCACAGGACUUCCCUUUCUACCACCUGCAACAGGGCUCCCGCCCUGUGGGCAGGUUCAGCGCCCUGAUCUGGGUGGGGGCCUCAGGCCAGCCCCCACUGAAGCUCAUCCAGGCGGUGGCAGGCUCCCAGCACUGUGCCCAGAUCUUGGUUCUCUGGAGCAGUGAGAGGCCACCACCACCCAAGAGGAAGUGGCCUGAGACAGCAGUGCCCUUGACAGUCAUUGACGGGCACAGGAAGGUCAGUGACCGCUUCUUCCCGUAUAGCACCAUCAACACCGAAGCCAUCCUCAGCCUUGAUGCCCACAGCAGUCUUUCCACAAAUGAGGUAGACUUUGCCUUUGUGGUGUGGCAGAGCUUUCCGGAGCGGAUGGUGGGCUUUCUGACGUGGAGCCACUUCUGGGACGAGGCCCGGGGCAGCUGGGGCUACACUGCUGAGAAGGUCAACGAGUUCUCCAUUGUGCUCACCACAGCCGCCUUUUACCAUAGUUAUUAUCACACCUUGUUCACCCACUACCUGCCCAAAGCUCUGAGGACCCUGGCAGAUGAGGCACCCGCCUGUGUGGACGUCCUGAUGAAUUUCCUGGUAGCAACAGUAACCAAACUGCCCCCUAUCAAGGUGCCCUAUGGGAAGCAGCACCAGCAGGCCAGCCCUCCACCGGCGCCAGGGGAGCCGGAGCCGCAGCCCCCAGCCUGGAACUGCAUCAACCGGAUGGCGGAAGGCUUUGGCCAUAUGCCCCUGGUGUCCUCGCACCUCCGCUUGGACCCGGUGCUCUUCAAGGACCCGGUGUCCGUGUUGCGCAAGAAAUAUCGCAGCCUGGAGAAGCCCUAGGAGGAACAAGCGCCGACCCCAACCCUGCUCCUAGGGCGUGCAACACCCACCUGGGCUCUCAGCCCCUUCCUUUGAGACAGCUGGAGAACCAAUCAGGGCAGAUAGUUGGCCAAGAUGACGUAUCGCUCCUGGCCAAUCACAUCCAUGGCGCCUACAGUGAGGGGGCGGGGGCGGGGGGCGGGGGCGGGGCCCCACUCUACCUUCGCACCGCGCAGGCUCUCUGCAGCAGUGUUUGCCUAUACCGAAUUCUUUGGCCUGGAGUACCCCUCUGCCUCUCCACUAAGCUAACAUCUGCUUGCUUUUCAGACCCUCAGCUCCUCCAGGGAGUUGGCUUCCCCGCCCCCGGACGGGCUUGGUCUCUUCCUUUGUGCUCUCAGAGCCUAGGGCUUCCCGCAGUCCCAGCACUGUUCAUGCUGUUUUGCAGUGUUUACACCUGCAGGCCCCAGGACUGACCCUGGAACCCCGGGAGGCAAGGUCCUGUCCUCUUCUCCUUGGCCUGGCAGGUGCACGACAGAUAAUUGACGAAUAGAUAGCUGGAACAGACAUUUAAUGGGCGUCUACUGCAUGCCGUGUGAACAGGGCGUGCAGAGAGACAAAACUCUACCCUCCACGCCCCGGGAUUCCCAGUCCGGGAGGAAAGUGGCCACCCACAGACAUCUAGGUCGCCAGGCCCAAUCCUUGCGCCCCGGUAAAGGAGCAAGGAAGCUCUAGGAGGAGAGUUUCGGGGCUUCCUUCCCCGCGGAGCGGAGGGCGGGGAGGAGAAAGGAGGAUGGGAAGGCAGGUAGGCGGUUCCCCCCAAUCCCGCCUAGAACCCCGGGUUCCGGCUUGACACCGCGCCCUGCAUUACCGACCUUGACCGCAAGAGGUCAGCACCGCGCUCCCGCCUCCCCGAAAGAAAAUGGAGUUUUAAACACCCACCGAGUCAGAAAGCCGGCAGGGGGAGUAGAGGGUGGGCGGUGUGUGCAGCCCCAGGUCUGAACCCUGAGGGGACGAAUCUGAAAGGGCCCCACCCCUUUGGCCCUUACCCUUGGGACUCAAUAAUAAGGGGUCAUUUCUGGGUGGAUUAGUGGGAGUAGGGGCUGUCCUGAUUGCUCUUGGAGGUGAGGGUGGAACGAGGGAGGGGGCCCUGGGUUCUCCCGGGUUCACCCACCUGGAACUGGAAUUAUCACCUCCGAAAUAAAGCGCACGUCCCGGC
Messenger RNA from Choloepus didactylus (southern two-toed sloth), 3960 nucleotides. RefSeq names its product exostosin like glycosyltransferase 1 (gene EXTL1). The coding region runs from base 744 to 2765 and encodes 673 amino acids. The transcript has 11 exons. Gene Ontology annotation, molecular function: glycosyltransferase activity. The record is from RefSeq and is a predicted model, not a curated record. Lineage: Eukaryota; Metazoa; Chordata; Mammalia; Pilosa; Megalonychidae. Gene Ontology annotation, cellular component: membrane.